UGUGUUAGGACUUCAGGUGCUUUUUGGCACAAAGCUAGACUGCGACCUCCUACCAUAGCGCUUGGCGUCACCUGCUCUCCCGGCCCUGCCCCGGGGCCGAGGGAUUGCGUCCCGAACCAGGCUUGGGAACCGGCUGCCUCUCAAAUGAACCUCUAGUCUUGCUUUGAAAAAGCCAUUUUGUGUAACUCUUGACUGAAUAAUUUCCUAAUACACCUGUUGGGAGGAUCACUGAUACAGUAUGCCAUUUGAGAGGUACUUUUUCUUGACCAAAUACUCUCUUGAUUAGAGAAGAGAGGUGUUUUGUUUUUUUGUUUGUGUUUUCCUGGUCAUUAUGAACAUUGGCUUUUCACCCCUGAAGUAAAAAUGUUGAAAACCGAGUCUUCAGGUGAACGAACCACUCUCAGAAGUGCCUCUCCUCACAGGAAUGCAUAUAGAACUGAGUUCCAGGCACUGAAAAGUACCUUUGACAAACCCAAGUCAGAUGGGGAACAAAAAACAAAAGAAGGUGAGGGCUCCCAGCAGAGCAGGGGGAGGAAAUAUGGCUCCAAUGUCAACAGAAUUAAAAAUCUAUUUAUGCAGAUGGGUAUGGAACCCAGUGAAAAUGCUGCGGUCAUUGCCAAAACAAGGGGGAAAGGUGGACCUUCAUCUCCACAGAGAAGAAUGAGGCCCAAAGAAUUCCUGGAAAAAACAGAUGGCUCAGUUGUUAAGUUGGAGUCCUCUGUUUCAGAACGAAUUAGUAGAUUUGACACAAUGUACGAUGGCCCUUCAUAUUCUAAGUUCACAGAAACUCGGAAGAUGUUUGAGAGAAGUGUGCAUGAGUCAGGACAAAACAGCCGCUAUUCCCCAAAGAAAGAGAAAGCUGGAGGGAAUGAACCUCAGGACGAAUGGGGUGGCUCCAAGUCCAACAGAGGCAGUACUGAUUCCUUGGACAGCCUUAGCUCCCGGACGGAGGCUGUUUCCCCAACUGUGAGUCAACUGAGUGCAGUAUUUGAGAACACUGAUUCCCCCAGUGCCAUGGUUUCUGAGAAGCCUGAAAACGAAUACUCAGUGACUGGGCAUUAUCCCCUGAAUCUACCAUCUGUUACUGUUACAAAUCUUGACACCUUUGGUCACCUUAAGGAUUCAGAUUCUUGGUCUCCUCCAAGCAAACACGGUGAUGAUGCAGAGGAUGCUCAGAAGAGUAAUACAAGUCCUGUACCAGAAGUGGCUUCGAAAAGUACCUCUCUAGCUUCAGUGCUUGGUGAAGAAACACAGCAGAGCAAGGAAGCCGAGGACUCCACAUCUAACCAAGAGACUCCUGACAGAAUUGACAGAGAUCUUCCUGAGGAACCUUGUGCUGCAAAUAAGGCGAUGCCAGAGUCUGAAAUCCUUUCACCACAAAACGAACCUUUAGAAGAUGCCGAAGCUAAUUUAGUUGGGAGUGAGGCAGCAAUGCAUCAGAAGAAAGAACUUGCAGGUGGUGAUUUUACCUCUGCUGAUGCUCCUGGAUCCAGUUGUGGAAAGGAAGUACCCGAAGAUUCAAAUAAUUUUGAGAGUUCCCAUGUUUACAUGCACAGUGACUAUAAUGUGUAUAGGGUAAGAUCCAGGUAUAAUUCAGACUGGGGAGAGACAGGCACUGAACAGGAUGAGCAGGAAGAUAGUGAUGAAAACAAUUACUAUCAACCAGAUAUGGAGUACUCGGAGAUUGUUGGAUUGCCAGAAGAAGAAGACAUCCCAGCAAAUAGGAAAAUUAAGUUUAGUAGUGCUCCAAUUAAGGUUUUCAGCACAUACUCCAAUGAAGACUAUGACAGGAGAAACGAUGAAGUGGACCCUGUGGCUGCUUCUGCCGAGUAUGAACUUGAAAAGCGUGUAGAAAAGCUGGAACUUUUCCCAGUGGAACUAGAAAAAGAUGAAGAUGGACUUGGUAUAAGCAUUAUUGGAAUGGGUGUUGGAGCAGAUGCCGGGCUUGAAAAGCUGGGAAUAUUUGUCAAAACAGUAACAGAAGGUGGUGCUGCCCAGAGGGAUGGCAGAAUACAAGUCAAUGACCAGAUUGUGGAAGUGGAUGGAAUCAGCUUGGUGGGUGUCACACAGAAUUUUGCUGCAACAGUUCUCAGAAACACCAAGGGCAAUGUCAGAUUUGUUAUUGGGCGAGAAAAGCCAGGACAAGUGAGUGAGGUUGCCCAGUUGAUAAGCCAGACGCUGGAACAAGAAAGGCGCCAGAGAGAGCUGCUGGAACAGCACUAUGCCCAGUACGACGCCGACGAUGAUGAGGUAACGAUGGAGGAUUUCAGUAAGCCCCUCACACAGUCAGCACUAUCCCACGAAAUUCUGGGGAACACUGUGGCUGAAUUGCAAGGAGUGUCUGGCAACUGCAAUAACAAUAACAACUAUUUCCUUAAGACAGGAGAAUAUGCCACAGAUGAAGAAGAGGAUGAGGUAGGACCUGUUCUUCCUGGCAGCGACAUGGCCAUUGAAGUCUUUGAGCUGCCUGAGAAUGAGGACAUGUUUUCCCCAUCAGACCUGGACACAAGCAAGCUCAGUCACAAGUUCAAAGAGUUGCAAAUCAAACAUGCAGUUACAGAAGCAGAGAUUCAAAAAUUGAAGACCAAGCUGCAAGCAGCAGAAAAUGAGAAAGUGAGGUGGGAACUAGAAAAAACCCAACUCCAACAGAAUAUAGAAGAAAAUAAAGAGAGAAUGUUGAAGCUGGAGAGUUACUGGAUUGAGGCUCAGACGUUAUGCCACACGGUGAACGAGCACCUCAAAGAGACUCAAAGCCAGUAUCAGGCCUUGGAGAAGAAAUACAACAAGGCAAAGAAAUUGAUCAAGGAUUUUCAACAAAAAGAACUUGAUUUCAUCAAAAGACAGGAAGCAGAAAGAAAGAAAAUAGAAGAUUUGGAAAAAGCUCAUCUUGUGGAAGUUCAAGGUCUGCAAGUACGGAUUAGAGAUUUGGAAGCUGAGGUGUUCAGACUACUGAAGCAAAAUGGGACUCAAGUUAACAAUAACAACAACAUCUUUGAGAGAAGAACAUCUCUUGGUGAAGUCUCUAAAGGAGAUACCAUGGAGAACUUGGAUGUCAAGCAGACAUCUUGUCAAGAUGGCCUAAGUCAAGACUUGAAUGAGGCAGUCCCCGAAACAGAGCGCCUGGAUUCAAAAGCACUGAAAACCCGAGCCCAGCUCUCUGUGAAGAACAGACGCCAGAGGCCCUCUAGGACACGACUCUAUGAUAGUGUCAGUUCAACAGAUGGGGAAGACAGUCUGGAACGAAAGCCUUCAAACAGUUUCUAUAACCACACGCACAUUACCAAAUCACUUCUGCCCAAGGGUUUGAGAACUUCUCCAGAAUCAGAUUCUGGUGCUCCAUCCCUCACUCCAGUGGCAGGCAGUGUGCCCUUCUCGUCUGACCACAUAACUGAAUUUCAAGGAGGACCGCUGCACCCAGAACAGGAGCCUUCCUCCUCUACGUGGGGAGACACUUCACUCUCCUCUCCUUCAAAAUCUGAUCAUGAUAUGGAAGAAUCUCCUUGCCACCAUCAGGCCACAGUCAAGCAAAUAUCACAAGAGAAAGAUGGUGCCAAAGAUCCCAAAUCACUAAGGGCAUCCAGUUCACUGGUGGUGCAAGGAGGAAAAAUUAAGCGCAAGUUUGUGGAUCUGGGGGCACCUUUGCGAAGGAAUUCCAACAAGGGAAAGAAAUGGAAAGAAAAAGAAGCCAAUAGAUUUUCUCCAGGUAGCAGGGAGAGAGAGAUGCCAAGAUACACAACGGGAAAGAAGCUGGGACACUUCUCUGGUAACACUGCAGUCCUUUUGGUCCCUGGACUUCUGAGACAGUCACUACCUGUCACCUUCAGGCUCCACCCUAAAAGGAUCUUCAGAGGCAGGCUGGAACACUGGAAACCGAAGCCAUCCCCCACAGCGCAGGUCACCACCCGCUCACCAUGCAUGCCUUUCUCGUGGUUUAACGAAAGCCGAAAAGGAUCCUAUUCUUUCAGAAACCUGCCUUCACCUACAAGUCCCCUUCAGUCUUCUCCUGAAACUCUAAUUUCAGAUAAAAAGGGGUCCAAGAAUUUUACCUUCAAUGAUGACUUCAGUCCCAGCAGCACCAGUUCGGCAGACCUGAGCGGCCUAGGAGCAGAACCCAAAACUACAGGGCUCUCCCAGUCCUUAGUGCUGUCAUCAGAUGAGAGCCUGGAUAUGAUAGAUGACGAGAUCCUUGAUGAUGGACAGUCUCCCAAACACAGUCAGUGUCAGAAUCGGGCCGUUCAUGAAUGGAGCGUGCAGCAGGUUUCUCACUGGCUAAUGAGCCUAAAUCUGGAGCAGUAUGUAUCUGAAUUCAGUGCCCAAAACAUCACUGGAGAGCAACUCCUGCAGUUGGAUGGAAAUAAACUUAAGGCUCUGGGAAUGAUGUCAUCCCAGGACCGAGCAGUGGUAAAAAAAAAACUGAAGGAAAUGAAGGUAUCUCUAGAGAAGGCUCGGAAGGCCCAAGAGAAAAUGGAAAAACAAAGAGAAAAGCUGAGGAGGAAGGAACAAGAACAAAUGCAGAGGAAGUCUAAAAAGAACGAAAAGAUGACAGCUGCCACAGAGGGCGCUGGUGAGCAGUAACACACACCCUCUCUCAGACAAGUCUCCCCUCUUCCUGCCCCACUCUCCUCCGGAGGAUUAAGGAACUGAUGGCAGGGGUGAUGUGCGCUAGGCAGAUGGGGGAACCACGUGUUGCAUAACUGCAUUUUCUGCAAUAAUCGAAUACUAUUUUAAUUUUUGCCUACUGAAAUAAUCCCAAGCCUCCUUUGGUUUCUUGCCAAACCAAGGAUCUCAUUUGUGAAAGAUGCAAAAUAGCUGUGUUUCUCUCUCUCUUACUAUGCUCUUGUGUUGUGUUGGGUGGGUUGCGUUGCUUGGAAAAUGGAUGUCACCCUGCCCAACAAAAGUGUGAAACACCCCAGGUAUUGUUAAUGGAGGGCCGUGACUUUUCAGUCUGGGAAUCCUGAAACUGGUCAAUAGCACAUAUCUGCAUGGCCGAGAGCACCACUCUGCCAUGAGAUCUGGGCUCCAGAAUCUACCCCAGCAUGUGGGAAAGUGUCCCCCUCAUUUUUGUGUCUGGACAGUGAGACAACCCCACUGUAGAAACAUGGGUGCUCUGUAACAUGAUUACGUACUGUGGCCAAAGGCAAGCAAACUCUUCUGUUUGCGGGGCACCAGAAAGAGAGAAAAGAAUUAUAGUUAUUUGUUAACCCCAGAAGGAAGCAAAAAGCCUUAAGAAUGUGGAUGUGGGUAUUACCUUGGGGUUCUGAGAGUAACAUUUAUCCUCCAGAUUUAGCCGAACAAAGAAAAAAAUCAGACAUUAGCACAGCCAUGGGAUAUUGGGAUCCAUUGUUUACUUUGCUACUGCUGCAUGUUCAGUACUUCAGCAACACUGACACACAUAACGUAGUUCCUUUUCCCCCCAACAAAUUGAACAGGAAAUUGAUUUUUAAGGAAACCAACGUUUUCAGGUUUCCUCUCCUGGGGAACAUUCUGGCUAGUCUUCGGCCUGACUGUGACACAAUCAGGAACUUGUCACAUAUUUUCUACUUAAGAUUUCCCAAGUGGGCUCAGUUAGUGUUUUAACAAAUGUACUUUUAAGAAAAAUAGAAAUACCAGUUAGAGAAAAUUUAGAUUUGAGUAACGUUCAACCAGAGAAGCUAUUUUAUUGAACACACGGAAUGUUCCCGUAAAGGAGAGCUGACAGUUACAUUUUAGAGAUGUUUCGAAUGUUUUUUCUGAGCCAUUCUCUUUCACUCUUUAGAGAUUUCCACUUUACGGUUCAAGUUUGUUUAAGAGAGUACACAGGAUACAGUCUACCAGUGGAGACAGUUAAUACUUAUUUUAAACCCAGUAUUAAGGAUUUCAGUAUUUCAUCAAAUUAAUUCAAGUGUAGGAGAUUAGGGCAGAAGGAGGCAAAAAUAAAUUUAUCUGGAGAGAUUUCAAAUGA
This is a messenger RNA of Herpailurus yagouaroundi (jaguarundi), 5941 nucleotides long. RefSeq names its product protein phosphatase 1 regulatory subunit 9A (gene PPP1R9A). Lineage: Eukaryota; Metazoa; Chordata; Mammalia; Carnivora; Felidae. Gene Ontology annotation, cellular component: actin cytoskeleton; cytoplasm; dendrite. The record is from RefSeq and is a predicted model, not a curated record. Gene Ontology annotation, biological process: actin filament organization; calcium-mediated signaling; neuron projection development. The transcript has 23 exons. The coding region runs from base 364 to 4575 and encodes 1403 amino acids. Gene Ontology annotation, molecular function: actin filament binding.